This is a messenger RNA of Helianthus annuus (common sunflower), 2980 nucleotides long. RefSeq lists its product as uncharacterized. The transcript is spliced from 9 exons. NCBI's taxonomy places the organism in Eukaryota, Viridiplantae, Streptophyta, Magnoliopsida, Asterales, Asteraceae. Bases 127 to 2655 code for a protein of 842 amino acids. The record is from RefSeq and is a predicted model, not a curated record.
CCACCAUAUUGUAACGCAACACCCAGGAGAGAGGGGGAAAUCUUUGAAGCCCCACAAUUUGCGAUCUCGUAUCAUCUUGCAGGCGGCAUCAUAUCACCCCAGAUCUCGUUAAACCAACCGGCAAUAAUGGCCGACAUCGACGACGAUGACGACUCUUUCGGUGAAUUCACAUUCGCCCCUACCCAAAUCCCAAUCACCACCACCCCAAACGACGACGUUUGGGGCGAUUUUAACUUUUACCAAAACAACGCAACCGAUCACACCGUCAAGCCUCUGCCUCCGUCACCGCCGCAGACACAGACACAACCUAAGUGGGAGAAGAUUCAAGGAGCUUUGCCGCUAUCACUUUUUGGAGAUGAUGAGGAGCAGGAUGAGAAAUUGGUUAUACCUGUGGUAGGAAAUGAUGUUAAACAAUUGAAUUAUUCCGGCAGUAGUGGUUUUGUAUCCGGUAACAAUAGUUACAAAAGCAAUGGGCAAUUGGGGAUUAAUGACCUAAUUGCGGAUCUGUAUGGUCCUAGACAGUUGCAGCCGCAGCAGAGUGUUAAUGGCAGUGAAUUGCUUGUAUCCCAGGAUCCACUUUCAAGAUCAAAUUCGAAUUCAGUGACUUCUUUUGGAUUGGAUACGGUUUCAGCAGCUGCUGGGGAUCAAGGAUCUGUUGAUGAUGAAGGUGGUUGGGAGUUUGUUAACGCGUUUUCGGACUCCAAAGUAGCUCGAAACGAGAAGGAUCAUAAGGAACUUUCUGUGUCUUCAUCGGGUGUGCAAGGCGGUUCACGUGGGGCUAUUGAUCUAUUUGCAGCAACAAACAAUGGAGUUUUUGUUGAAUCUCAUGUUACAGACAGUGGGCUUGAUCCCAAGCUGAUUACAAACUUUCAAAAUGGUUUUUCUGCGGACUUAAAACCGGAUUCCAAAAGUACCACAAAUGAGUUAAGUUCAAAUCCACUUGGUGGGACUGGGAAUGAUGAUUUUGAUGAUACAUUUGGGGAGUUUGAGACUGCAUUUACGCAACAUUCGUCCGUGAAGAAGGAAUCAUCUGAAGAAAGGUUCGACCCAUUGGGUUCACAUAACAAAUCCCAUGGAUCAGUUGAUUUAUUUCCGUUUUCAAACGGAGCUCCUAGCAGAUCACACAUGGAGAACAACGGGUUUGACUUUAGUCAAAUCAGUCACGCCCCAGCGGUUGAAAACAGUUCUGCAUCAGAUCCAUUCUUUCAAACCGAGUGGAAUGAACCUAAAGAUGACUCGGAUUCAAAACCUCCUGACGUGCGUGCUAAUGAUGAAAGUUUCGGGAAAUUUGAGACGACAUUUCAAGAGUCUGUAUCAAAGCCGGAGGGAUUUGAGGCAAGUAAGAAGAAUUACAAAGAGCCAGUGCCGCUUUCGAUUUUUGGCAUUGAAGAGGAUCCCGAAGCUGAUAAUUCCUUGAAUCUUGAGCAUGAAUUGUUUAAAACAUCAACCAAGCAUACACGAACUCUGAGUUCAAAUUUAUCGAUUAAUGAUAUCUUAUCAGAUUUGUACAGCCAAGCGCAGCCAAUCAGUUCCGACACGAAGAACGAUUUACUGCAUUCUACCGGCAAUGAAUAUGGUUCUCGUGUAGCGGAUCAUAAUGAUAACGAUAACGAUGACGAUGAUGAUGAUGGUUAUGCUGAUGAUUCAUGGGAAUUUAAGGAUGCUUCCUUUCAAGUUGGAAACCAGAAUUUGUCGUUUGAAAAGAAACGGGACGAUUGUGUGAAUCUUUAUUCCAACUUAAAAGACGAGUUAUGUGUUGUUGCAAGACGACAUCUUCACAGUUUAAAGAAAGCUCAAAGUACCGCUACUCUUGCUGGAGAAGAAACGAAAGUUGCAUCCCUCGAUAAAGAAAUCCAGGAGGCCUUGGAGAAGAUUCACCAAAAAGAUAUAUCCACAGAGAUACAGCUAGAUGAUCAUUCAGAAAGCGUUAUUUCUCUUAAAAAAUAUAUCGAAACUUUCCAAGAGCCAGAUUUUCAAGUUUUGGAUUCAGAAUAUAACAUAUCAAGAAGAUUAUUAUUAGCAGAAUCCGAUUUGUCAGCAGCCGUUGAUCUCAUCAACCACUUUACAACAGUACUAAAGGUUCUAACACUAGCUCCGAAGUGCGAACCAGCUGAUUACGUCUCCCUAUGGUUUAAGGUGAUCACAGUAUGUUCUCAAGAACUGAAUCAUGGCACCUGGAUUUUGAAGCAAUCGUUUGAAAAGAAUGUUCAUAGUGAAAUACUCUCUGAGAAACAAGGCAGACAGUUCAUUAUUGCCCUUGGAGAGAUUUACAGAGCUGUAAUGAUUAUGGAAUUAUCAAUUAAAUUUUACAGACCGUGGAUCUUGUUAAGCGGUGCUGAUAUAGAGGGAGUUUCCGGUCUUCUAGAAGAAUGUCAUGCCCUCUGGUCAACUUCAAGACUCGAGGAAUUCAUCCCUGUCGAUUAUUUGUUAGAGUCCAUCAGGCAUAUUCAAAACCUUGAUGAAAUUGCAAUGGCAGAAGAUCAAAUUCUUUCUCAAGAGGAAACGCAAUGUGGGAUAUCACUUUUAUCACCACGAGUGGUGCCAGAGAUGAAAAUGGUGACAUGGAAUGAAGAUAAAUAUUUUGUGACGCUUGCAAAUUUGUGGGCGAAUUUGAUCAGCUCUGAUCCCCCAAAGUUGUCUAUCCAUGUUGGCUGACAUACGAGAAUGCCCUUCUGUUUGACAGAAAUUACGCAUAUGCCCGGUGCAUUUUUUUGCAGAAGAAUAUACUUAAUCGGAAUGCAGUGGCCUUCUUCCAACAUGAUCAAGGUUUGUAGAUGUCGUCCCUUGUAUAAGGAUCAUUUGGUAAUUAGUGCAGCCAUUGUUUGAUAAGUUUGCAGGUUGUUGUGGACUACAAUUUAUAGGAGCUAUUCUUGGAAACAUUUAUAUAUAAAUUUUUUUUUUUUUUUUUUGUGAUUUGGUUUGGAAACAUUUUUAUUGAAGAAAAAGAAUGAAAAAAAGCUAUGACUAGCUCCUAAAAUGA